Messenger RNA from Stylonychia lemnae, 573 nucleotides. Lineage: Eukaryota; Ciliophora; Spirotrichea; Sporadotrichida; Oxytrichidae. The record is from the annotation of a GenBank genome assembly.
AUGGAUAAAAUUCACAAAAUCAAUCUGGCCACAUUGAUUCUUUAGACUUCAGUCUUACUUAUUGCAGGGUUUGUUAAGAUUAGAUACUUCAGCAUUAUCUUCCUUUUAUUGAUCCCACAAAUUAUUAUGGUCACAAUAAAUGUAAUUGCAUAAGCUUUCCAACAAUGUAAUUCCAAAUUUCAAAUCUUAAUAAAUUUAGACCCUGUUAAGCUAGCACCCUUUACACAGCUCCUUAAUUUUUUACUACAUUUGGAAUUCGUGUUCACUAUUAUUCAGCCUGUUUACUUUAUGAUUGUAGAAUUCUAUGAAUUUAGGUACUCAAAGGAAUUUCACUUUAAAUUUGAUGACUCUAACAAAGAACCUGGGACACAUUUAUUUCUUUCAAUUCUGAUUUUAUUAUCCCUAUUUCUUCCAUCUAUUUUCAACUUUAUAUCGCUGAAGAUGGUUAUAAAACAAAUGGAUUAGGAUGAUCAAUUAAAAUCUCUACAAGCCAAAUAUCAAAAGCAAAUUGGAACCGAAGAUUCAGAAGGAUCAAUUGCUACAUUUGAUAAGCAGCCUAACAUUAUAAAUUGA